Messenger RNA from Brassica rapa (field mustard), 885 nucleotides. RefSeq names its product rho GTPase-activating protein 4. Gene Ontology annotation, molecular function: GTPase activator activity. NCBI's taxonomy places the organism in Eukaryota, Viridiplantae, Streptophyta, Magnoliopsida, Brassicales, Brassicaceae. Gene Ontology annotation, biological process: signal transduction. The record is from RefSeq and is a predicted model, not a curated record.
UUAUGAUUUGUUCUACACUUGUAUUGUAGUGUGUAUUGUUUAGAACUACUUGCAUCUGGUUUUAGGACAAUGGGUCAGUACGUAUUCAUCUUUUGCCUGCCAUAUAGGUAGGAGGAAUCUUGAGAAUUGAUGGUGAGAGUGCUCAAGAGAAGAGUUGAACAAAGGUGUUAUACCUGAUAACAAUGAUGUACAUUGCUUGGCAAGUCUCAUUAAUUAAGGCUUGGUUUAGGGAACUUCCCACUGGUGUGUUGGACUCACUCUCACCAGAGCAAGUGAUGGAAGUCUGAAAGCGAAGAAGAGUGUGUGGAGCUUGUGAGGAUGCUUCCUUCAACGGAAGCUUCUUUGUUGGAUUGGUCAAUCAAUCUGAUGGCUGAUGUUGUGGAGAUGGAACAUGUUAAAAAGAUGAAUGCAAGAAACAUAGCUAUGGUUUUUGCACCUAACAUGACUCAGAUGUUGGAUCCUUUGACGGCUCGGAUGUAUGCUGUACAAGUCAUGAACUUUCUCAAGACACUUAUUGUAAAUACGCUUAAGGACCGGAAAGAGUCUCGAGAUAGGUUGAUUCCAGGCUCGAACCCGAGUCCUAGGGAUGAGAAUGGUGAUCAGACCAGCAGACAGUUGGUGCAUCUCAUGGAAGCUAACAUGGAGGUUGCUUUGGAUGAUACCUUUGAGGUUGAAAUGAAAGACAAAGAAGACUCUGCAGAAGAAGAAGAAUAUGCAGAACCUAGAGAGAUUCUUGGUGUAAAGUCAGAAGGAUAAAAGACAUGUUUUAGUUGGAGGAAACAUAGGGGUUAUAUAUGAUGAAGGAAAGGUUAUGUAACUUAUUGUUGAGAAUGAAAUACACAGAGAACUUAUACUAUACUAUUCAAAGUUCAAACUUCUCGGAUA